Molecule: messenger RNA, 411 nt
Organism: Colletotrichum chrysophilum
Lineage: Eukaryota; Fungi; Ascomycota; Sordariomycetes; Glomerellales; Glomerellaceae
Exons: 3
Coding region: 1-411 (136 amino acids)
Biological process (GO): transmembrane transport
Molecular function (GO): transmembrane transporter activity
Source: RefSeq, a predicted model, not a curated record
AUGCCUCCCGAACAGUCUCAUGAAUCUUCCGCAGGGCGUCGCCACCGCCAUCUCUCCGGUGCUGAGAGUGAAAACGCUGUCACGGUUUUCGAUACUGUGCAGCCAUCCAUCGAUGGUGUUGCUGAUGACUUGGAGAAGACCACCAAGAUCAACACUGAGGACAACAGCCAGGAGUAUGUCAGCGGAGUCAAACUUGGUCUCAUCGUCGUUUCGGUCUCCCUGGCUUGCUUCCUGACAGUGAUGGAUAUUUCUGUUAUCAGUACUGCAAUUCCCAAGAUCACCGACGACUUCAAAUCCCUAGUUGACGUUGGCUGGUAUGGCAGUGCGUAUAAUCUGGGCAGUGCGGCACUGGUGCCUCUGACUGGCAAGAUGUACAAUCACUUCAACCUCAAGGUAUAUGACUCCCAAUGA